Molecule: messenger RNA, 533 nt
Organism: Venturia canescens
Lineage: Eukaryota; Metazoa; Arthropoda; Insecta; Hymenoptera; Ichneumonidae
Exons: 2
Coding region: 7-339 (110 amino acids)
Source: RefSeq, a predicted model, not a curated record
UGCAUAAUGUGCACCGAUCUUCUCCCGGAAAAUGUAAACGAAUUUUUGGACGAUGUCGAGACCGGACUUUGUUUACCAAUACUUUUGCUCAUUGUUUUGUGCACUCUCCAAUUUAUUAUCAAUCAUAUAUUGGACAUCGCGUGUACUGUGGUCACAUUAGUAUCAUCAUCGUCUUCAUCCUCCUCGUCGUGUGAGAAAGAUCCGUCAUCAGGAACUAUCGACCCGUUAAUGGAUUUCAAUCAGUUGCCUCAAAAGCUCAAAGGAAUGCUAUCGAAUAUCGGAACACGACUCGCCGGUGUGGCCUGGAGUAACAAAUCUCGUCGUAAAGAAUUAUUAUAGACGCCCAAGAACACCGGAACGUCUACAUUAUUCCAAUGCUCUUUGGAAGGAGAAAGAGAAAUUCUGUUUUUCUUCUUUUUUUUCCCAUCUUAAAUUACUCCGUUACAUUAAUUUGUAAAUACAUGUAACUCGCUUUUGUCUGUUAUUUUUAAAUAUAAUACGCGAAUAAUUCAAUUCUUCUAGAUAACAAAGUA